Messenger RNA from Ricinus communis (castor bean), 2382 nucleotides. Its product is annotated as phosphoglucan phosphatase LSF1, chloroplastic. The transcript is spliced from 10 exons. Gene Ontology annotation, molecular function: carbohydrate phosphatase activity; protein tyrosine/serine/threonine phosphatase activity. Gene Ontology annotation, biological process: protein dephosphorylation; starch catabolic process. The coding region runs from base 299 to 2089 and encodes 596 amino acids. Gene Ontology annotation, cellular component: chloroplast; starch grain. The record is from RefSeq and is a predicted model, not a curated record. Lineage: Eukaryota; Viridiplantae; Streptophyta; Magnoliopsida; Malpighiales; Euphorbiaceae.
UUGGUUUUCUUCUUUCCAGAAAAAGAAAAGCAGCUUACCUUUCUCUAAUUGGACGCGAAUCCAUGCAAAGUUUGAAGAUAUUUUCACAAUUACAUUCUGAUGUCUCCACGUGUAACUUAAUAGCCUGAAAAGUUGACCAACACGGGACACUUCAUGUAAGCGGGUCCAACAGAAGGCCACGUGGACCACGCCAUUCUUAGCUCUAACUGUGUGGCCUCUCUCUCCUCUUCUGUUAAUCUUCUUCUUCUUCUUCAACGCCAACAAUCUCUCAAUCCAAAAAAAAAAAAAAAAGAAGAAAAUGUCAAUGUCCUCUCUGCAACUAUCUAGUUGCAGCAGCGCAGCUCACCAUCAUCAUAAUCAUAAUCAUAAUCAUAAUUUGUUCUCUCAAACUUCAUUACGUGGCAGAGAUCUGUGGUGCUUACUCCAUGGAGUACUCCCUUGGAAGAAACACAAUAAAGUUCUUUCUCUUAGUAAAAGAACUCUCAAGGUUCAUGCAACGUCUGAUAAUACUAAUAAUAAUUCGUCAUUGAAGAUGAAUUUGAAUGAAUACAUGGUUAAUCUUGAUAAACCGUUCGGCAUUCGUUUUGCUUUGUCUGUUGAUGGCAAAAUCAUCGUUCACGCUCUCAGGAAAGGGGGGAAUGCGGAGAGGUCCAGAAUAAUAAUGGUAGGUGACACUUUAAAUAGAGCUAUUGAUUCGUCUAGCGGCAGGCUUGUUCCUAUCAUCGAUUUUGGUGAUGCAGAGAAGAUGCUGAUGGAGAAUAAUGGAUCUAUUAGCUUGAUCCUUGAGAGGCCCUUUUCUAGUUAUCCAAUUCAUCAACUACAUCAUACGAGUGAUAUAGAUAUAAUGUUCAAUCGGGGACGGAUUCCUAUUGCUACUUGGAACAAAACUAUCCUGUCUUCAAAUUUGAAAGCUUCUGAGGGAAGUGGGAAUUCUGGUUUUAUAACAUUUUCGUCAAAGUUUUUAACAUCCCAUGGAUGGAAGCUUUUGAAUGAUGAUCCAAAAGGAUAUGUGGAUUUACCAUCACAGAAGACUCUUCGCUCUCCUGUGAGUCAAUUUGUUUGUGUUUUCUCGGAGAGGGAGUCUGGAGAUGGAGAAUGGGCUUAUGGGAACUUUCCUGUGGAAGAAUAUAUCAAAGCAUUGGAACGUUCUGAAGGCGAGCUAUACUACAAUCAUGGACUUGGUAUGCGAUUCAGUAAGAUUACUGAGCAGAUAUAUGUUGGAUCUUGUAUACAAACGGAAGCCGAUGUAAAAAAUUUGUCCAGUGUGGGGAUCACUGCUGUAAUCAAUUUCCAGAGUGUUGCUGAAGCAGAAAACUGGGGAAUCAACUCCAAUUCAAUCAAUGAGUCAUGCCAAAGAUCCAAUAUUCUCAUGAUCAACUAUCCUAUAAGGGAUGCAGAUUCCUUUGACAUGAGGAAGAAAUUACCAUUUUGUGUUGGGCUACUAUUGCGCUUACUGAAAAAGAAUCAUCGUGUUUUUGUCACUUGUACUACUGGUUUUGAUCGAUCUCCUGCUUCCAUAAUUGCAUACCUUCAUUGGAUAACAGAUACAUCCCUUCAUGCUGCUUAUAAUUUUGUGACUGGAUUGCAUUUUUGCAAGCCUGACAGACCAGCAGUUGCUUGGGCAACCUGGGAUCUUAUAGGUAUGGUGGAAAGUGGCGGGCAUGAUGGACCAGCGACGCAUGCUGUGACUUUUGUGUGGAAUGGUCAAGAGGGAGAAGAUGUAUCCCUGGUUGGAGAUUUUACUGGAAAUUGGAAAGAGCCGAUGAAGGCGAGCCACAUGGGUGGUCCAAGAUAUGAAGUUGAAGUUAGGCUUCCACAAGGAAAGUACUACUAUAAGUAUAUCAUAAAUGGGCAAUGGCGGCAUUCAACAGCGUCACCAAUAGAGAGGGAUGAAAGGGGAAACGUCAAUAAUAUAAUUGUGGUUGGUGAUAUUGCAAACGUGAGGCCUUCUAUUCAACAAAAAAAGAAGGAUGUUAACAUUGUGAAGGUUAUUGAGAGGCCAUUGACAGAAAAUGAGCGCUUCGUGCUGGCAAAAGCAGCUCGCUGUGUUGCAUUCUCUGUCUGUCCAAUCAGACUAGCUCCAAAGUAACAGGGCUUUGAUUCCUUUACAUGCUUUCAUAGCCGCUCAUGCAACAAGUUCAUUCUCUUUUCAAGCCUAAAAUCAUCAAUUUUUAAAGAAGUCACCAUAUCAAUUCCUUGCAGAGAAAUAUUUUUGUUGUCGUAUGAUGUUUCGCCAUAGAAAUAAAACAUGCUCAGUUCAAAGUAAAAAGAAAAUCACCAUGUUGUAAUAGUACCGUGAACUAAAAUCUUUGUAUUAAUAGUCUUUCUUUCUUUCUUUCUUGUGAACCGUUGGAUAAAUAGUUCAGUGAACAAUUUUUACUA